ACUUCUUAAUUAUUAGUGGUAACAAGAAUACACCUAAAUUUACACUCAUUUUAUCCCAUUUCGCGUUCAUUUUCCGCGACAUACCAGUACAAAUGGCGCAUUUGCUGAGAUCACGUGCUUCAACAUUAUGCCGAACAAUACAAUCAAAUGCAUCCUUCACACCAAUUAGACCCUUGCCAUCGCUAUUGCAGCACCUCCAAAUACAACAACAAAGAUGGAGUUCUCAUUCGCCCCUGGGUGCGCAAUCAGAACCCUCCAGGAAAAAGGUGACGGUAGGAAGUCUCCAGUCAAUGCAUAAGAAAGGGGAACCAAUCACCGUGAUGACCGCCCAUGAUUUUCCGAGUGCGCAUGUCGCCGAUGCCGCUGGGAUGGAUAUCAUUCUCGUUGGUGACAGCCUAGCCAUGGUAGCGUUGGGCAUGCAAGACACUAGUGAGGUUACAGUCGAGGACAUGCUGCUUCACUGCCGAUCCGUCGCACGUGCCACUCGGGCCGCCUUCACUGUCGGAGAUCUUCCAAUGGGAUCGUACGAAAUAUCGCCAGAGCAAGCGCUAGAAACGGCUAUCCGAUUCGUUAAGCAUGGUCGCGUCCAGGGUAUUAAACUGGAGGGCGGAAAAGAGAUGGCUCCAACUAUUUCGAAGAUAACUAAGGCUGGUAUACCUGUCUUGGCGCAUGUAGGACUCACGCCUCAACGUCAGAAUGCCCUUGGUGGGUUCAGAGUCCAGGGGAAAACGUCCAAGGGUGCCAUGAGAGUUCUCGAAGAUGCCCUAGCAGUGCAAGAAGCCGGCUGCUUCGCGACCGUACUAGAAGCCGUCCCUGCAGAAGUCGCUACCAUCAUUACGAAGAAGCUUUCUGUCCCGACCAUCGGAAUUGGUGCUGGGAAUGGAUGCUCGGGUCAAGUACUCGUCCAAGUCGACAUGUCCGGGUACUUCCCACCCGGUCGCUUCAUACCGAAAUUUGUGAAACAGUACGGUAAUGUGUGGGCCGAGAGCUUCAUGGCCAUCGAGUCAUAUCGCGAUGAGGUGAAAACACGACAAUACCCAGCACCAGAGCAUACGUAUCCAAUUUCCAAAGAGGAAUUGGAUGCAUUCAGGCGGGAAGUAGAAAAGGCAUGACGCGAUGCAAUUAGUUCGAAUCGGGUCCCAUACCAGGGGUGGAAAUGAUUUCUGGCUUUUCUUUUUCAGGAUUAACUGGCAUAAGCAGGCGUUUGGGACGGAAGCAAUUAGGUGACAGUGCUAUUU
Messenger RNA from Hypoxylon trugodes, 1238 nucleotides. RefSeq names its product 3-methyl-2-oxobutanoate hydroxymethyltransferase. Gene Ontology annotation, cellular component: mitochondrion. The transcript has 2 exons. The record is from RefSeq and is a predicted model, not a curated record. Bases 93 to 1112 code for a protein of 339 amino acids. Gene Ontology annotation, biological process: pantothenate biosynthetic process. Gene Ontology annotation, molecular function: 3-methyl-2-oxobutanoate hydroxymethyltransferase activity; magnesium ion binding. NCBI's taxonomy places the organism in Eukaryota, Fungi, Ascomycota, Sordariomycetes, Xylariales, Hypoxylaceae.